CAAUAUUCAUUCAACGAACAACAGCUUGUUCAUAAAGACGAAAACAGACGACUAGUUUUGCAUAAAUUGCGAAAACUUUACCUCAAAAUAUUGUAUACAUUUCAAUUUAACCUUUUAAAUAUAAUACACAAAUUAAGGCAAACUUUUCUUACUUUUUAAAACGCUAAAAAAUCAUACAUUUUCUCAAAAUGAUUUCUAAAUCUUCUUCAAAUUUUUACACACUUUCCCUGCUCCUUUUCUCCACCUUAAUCGCAUUAAUCUCCGCCGCACCAUCGGCACAUCCCAACAAUGCCGUCAUCCCACCCGAAAUCCUGCUCGAAAUCGAAACCAUUAUCCGCGCCUCGAUGGAACGCCAACACGUUCCCGCUUUUGGAAUCUCACUCGUCAAAGGAGACGCCACCUACGCCAAGACGUACGGUUUGCGGGACGUUGAGAGCAACAUUCCCGCUGAUGGGAACACCCUUUUUGCCAUCGGAUCGCUCUCCAAGGCCUUCGCCGCGCUCGUCGUGACGCGAACGUUGCGCGACUUGCACCCCGAAAUGGGCGAGGCCGUGCUGGACACGCCCAUCGCGACCUUAGCGCCCUCGUUCAACUUGACCCUGGGGGACCGAUACCGGUCAGAACAGGUGACCUUCAGAGACCUCCUCGCCCACAGGGUGUGCGCCCUCCAGGAACUUUCCGGCCUCUUGGCGCAAGCGUAUGAAGGGAAGGACGACUUUUAUUAUCGCUACCGCUACGCCCCGGAAGAAUGCACAUUCCGAAAUGGGAUGGCGUACAGCAACGCGUUGAUCGCGCUGUCUGGUGAAAUCGUGGCGCACAUGGUCAAUACCACAUAUGAAGAGUUGUUGACCCAACUUCUCGUUGACCUCGGGAUGACCGGGACGACCUGGAUAAGGGCGAGUGACGACCAUAACAAUAUGAUGCAUCGUGCCGUCCCCUACAUCUGGAAGGAGGGGAGGUUACAGCGAUACAAUACAGAACUAAUGAAGCUUAUCGCACCAAUUUUUGGGGGCGGCGGGAUGCUUUCUUGUGUCAACGACAUGGUCAAAUACAUCCAGUUGUAUGCACGCAAUGGAAAAAUUGGAGAUAAUCAAGUCAUACCGGAGGAGGUGAUGAAAUGGAUGACCACAAUUUCAAACAAUGGUUACAGUGGGUCCACAAAAACGAUGGACAAUCCCGAUACCACGCUGGACAUCAGUGUCGGAUAUGGGCUCGCUUUAUACUCGGGAAUUUUUGAUGGUUGGCGCAGAAUCGGCCACGGGGGUUAUCUGCCGCCAUUCCAGUCAUCCUUCUAUUCCUAUCCAGAUCUCGGAAUUAGCAUCUUCAUAACUUCCAACGGUCCAGGAAUGUUGCUCGAAUCGGAGGAAGUCAAAACUCAAAUUUUUUACUUAUUGUCCGGAUUACCAAGGCCACAAGAAGCCCCCAAAAACCAACCCGACCACACAAUGCAGCACGAACUCUCCUUUUACACCGGGAACAAAUUCACCAAUCCGAAACCUACAAAGAACAGCGUCGCAAAAUCACAAGUUAAGAUCACACUUGAUCAAGCCGUCGGUUCGUACGGGAGUGGCUUCAACGGUGAGAUGACCAUUACGCUUCGCACGAAUUCCGUCGGGAUUCCGCAACUUUACUGGAGCUAUGGGCGAAUGGCGGAGGGUUGGCUGGUCCAAAUCGCCCCCAACAGGUUCGUCCUCACCAAGUGGGCGUCCGACUUUUGGAUGAUUUAUUGGGCCACGGGGAUCGGUUUUGGCGCGGUGGAAAUCAAUUUCUUGGACAUUGACACCCUCCAAUAUUCCGAACUUGGCCUCGUUCUUUCCACUAAUUUUAAGAGGGGGUUAAAAUUAGAUGAUUUGCCCGUUAUUCCAUGGCAACCGGACAGCUGUGGGAGUAGCAAAUAGUGGAAGGAUACAUAAGUGUUAAUGUAGAAAUUAGUUUUUUAUACGUAAAUUGACGCCUCAUAUGAUCUCAUCUUUGUCAAGUUGGGGUUAACAAGCUGUGAUAAAUAAACAUUGAUAUAAAUUCGUUAAUUUAUGUAAAUGUUUCUUUGUAUGAAAAAUAAAUAAAUUAUGAUAACAAAAA
Folsomia candida is the source of this 2079-nucleotide messenger RNA. RefSeq lists its product as uncharacterized. Lineage: Eukaryota; Metazoa; Arthropoda; Collembola; Entomobryomorpha; Isotomidae. The transcript has 8 exons. The record is from RefSeq and is a predicted model, not a curated record. Bases 189 to 1898 code for a protein of 569 amino acids.